AAUUGAAAAGCUAGAGCUGAAACUGAAAGCAAGACGCGUUGGAAACGCAGUAUCUUUAGCAUGUCGGUCGUACUCUCUUGAUUUUGUUUCUACGACAGUUACGAUUUUAUUUCAGUUGGAUGUUGUAAAUAUAGAGAAUAUGGAUCCUCUUAAGUUUCACAAGAUUGAUGAGAACCUGACAUGUAAUGAAGUGGCCCAGCUGAAGUUUCUGUGCAUGGACCUAAUUCCCAAGAAACGUUUGGAGACAGUGACUGAUGCCAAAGAACUGUUCCUGAGACUGGAAGAGCAAGCACUGCUUGAUGACGGGUUACUCAUCCCCGAGCUUCUGAUCACUAUUGGCCGCCUUGACUUGCUUGGCAUCCUGGAAAUGUCCAAAGAUGAUGUGGAAAGAAAUCUGCUACAACGUGACAUGUCUAGUAAAGGUGUCUCAGACUACAGAAAAAUGCUAUUUAGAAUAUCUGAGGGCAUGACAGAAGAAAACCUUCGUGCAGUGAAAUUUCUUGUGGAAGUUCCGAGGUCAAAACUAGGAACGUCUGCUACAUUUCUAGAUGUUAUGAUUGAGAUGGAAAAGCUACAGAAGCUUGGGGAAGACAACCUGGAUGAACUUUACAAUGUUUUAGACAAAUGUGACAAACAGCUGGCCUGCAGGAUAGAGGAGUACAGGGCCCGGGAACAAGGAGGCAGACUUCCUCUACGGGAAGUGUUUGGUAACGAGCAAGUUUCCUUACCUGUUGAAAAUAUGCAAAGAUAUCAAAUGGAGACAGGAAAUGGAUGGAGGAGAGACUCGCUUGUUCCCGAUUCAGACACUGAACCCAGACCGGGGGAAUAUUAUAAUAUGACUCAGCGGCCUCUUGGAUAUUGUCUAAUCAUCAACAACUACAACUUUAAAGAAAGGUCCUCAUUGGCCAACCGAACAGGAACGAAUAAGGACAAAGAUGACCUUAGCAGAGUGUUUUGCAGAAUGCAUUUUAAGGUUGAGGUUCAGGACGAUUUGACAGCUUCAGAUAUGAAGGAAAUGAUAAAGCAAUUUGCAAAAAAGGAUCAUACCCAAAUGGGUGCUUUUGUCUGCUGUGUCCUCUCGCAUGGAGAGAAGGGCAUAGUUUUGGGUGUGGAUGGUAAAGAGGUUGAAAUCCGUGAACUCACAAUGCCUAUUGCUGAAUGCCGUACACUAGCAUCCAAGCCCAAGCUUUUCUUCAUUCAAGCCUGCCAAGGAAGUGAGGGCCAGAAUGGUGUUUGGACAGCGGAUUCACCGGAAAAUGCUACAGAAGGAGAAGAAUACGAGGCAGAUGCUUAUAAUCCGGCAUCCCGCUUUAUUCCUAUAGAAGCGGAUAUGCUAAUCGGAAUGGCCACAGUAGAGCACUACCAGUCCUUCCGCCACACUAGAGAGGGGUCUAUCUAUAUCCAGGAGCUCUGUAAUCAGUUGGAGAUAUUAUGCCCCAGAAGAGAGGAUAUCUUGUCAAUCUUGACAAAGGUAAACCAUGAAGUGAGCAUGAAAAUGUUGAGGGGCCGCAAGCAGAUGCCUGAACCUCGAUAUACCCUCACCAAGAAGCUGGUGCUGCCCAUGGACUAAAGAUUCUUAUUGACUUCUGUAAGACUGGAUUCAUGCUAAAGAAGUUUCCAUUAUUCCAUUACUCAGACUCUAUUAAUUCUUCAGGGUGGAUCAAGGCACUUUGGUACUAUAGAUUCAAAUUGAUCUGGCUGUCUCUGUGAGUUUGAUCUUAAUUAUUAAGUUUACUGCACUGAGUUACGGAAAUGUGGUUGUGUGAUCUUGUUUAAACAAUGUAAUUUAAAAGUAAUAAAACAUUUAUAUUUGAUACUGGGCACAGCUAUUUUUAAACUAAUGUUAAGCAUGAUGAUUUUAUACCAGCAGUCUAAAUGAUUUAGUUUUGAAUGCUGUUUGCAAAUGCUUAUUUUUGCCAUUAAUGUCUUCCUUGGCAAUCUAAAAUGUGUUGAGAUUUUUAACUCUUUAAAGACUUAGCAAUUGUAAGAAAUCAUUGAUGUCUAGAAAUGAGUGAAAUUAAACAUCAAAC
Molecule: messenger RNA, 2030 nt
Organism: Sinocyclocheilus rhinocerous
Lineage: Eukaryota; Metazoa; Chordata; Actinopteri; Cypriniformes; Cyprinidae
Product: caspase-8-like
Exons: 10
Coding region: 140-1570 (476 amino acids)
Biological process (GO): proteolysis; regulation of apoptotic process
Molecular function (GO): cysteine-type endopeptidase activity; protein binding
Source: RefSeq, a predicted model, not a curated record